ACACCUGCGUGCAGGUGCAAGGCAGUCUGGGCAAUAUCCACACGGACACGUCUAGACGCACACUGGGCCCAGUCUGUUCUCGCUGAAGACAUGGCCAGCAUAGACGUACUGAGCACCAGGUUUUACUUUAAUGACAAGAUGUACAGCCAUGAUUUACGAGAACAAAGCUUUGCCGACUGGCCAUUUAGAGAGGAAUGUAACUGCACACCUGAAAAGAUGGCCAGCGCCGGGUUCGUCCACUGCCCCAGUGAGAACGAGCCUGACGUCGCCUGCUGUUUCUUCUGUCUGAUUGAGCUUGAGGGCUGGGAGCCGGAUGAUGAUCCCUGGACUGAACAUGUAAAGCGCUCCCCUAACUGUGGAUUCUUAACCAUGAACAAAGACUUCAUUGAACUGACUGUGGCUGAGUUCUUCUGCAUGGAGAAGGAGAGGCUCAAGGUCUACUUUAGAAAGGUUUGGCAUAAGAAGAUGGCAUAUUUGCGGGAUGACAUAGACCAAACGCUUGAAGGCCUUAAAUCUCAGUUGGACAUAUGACUCAAAUUCUUCCAUAUGACUCAAAUUGUACAUUUAUUGCUCCACUCAGUAGUUUAAUGCAACGCCAGUUUAAAUCAAUAAAGUUUUGAGGAAUAUCAUGCUUUGGUUGCUGUAUUGUGUUCAACCACAAGAUGGAGCUUUAGCACUAAAAGCUACAGGGUUCUCAUAUUACAGUGAGUUACCAAUCUUACACUCACAGUCACAACCUUCACAAAGGCAGUCUGAAAUUGAAAGCGCACAUUGAGCAGGAUUACAAUGUGUACUAUAUUCCCCCCUUUCAACCAAAUACUUACCAUUUUCCCCCGAACGUGCCACCACCUCUACCACCUCUUUUCAAACCUUGACCCUGGACAGAUGGCCUGAAGCCCCUCCCUUUCAAUACCAACUGUUGCCCCAGGAACAUCUGUUACAUAUAGGGGGACAGUGAGCGCCGAGAGGGCUCACCAGGACACUUGCCUUGCCCUGUGACGAGGACUGAGACGUAGGGAAACACUGGAGGAUGCUGCAGCAGACAA
Scophthalmus maximus (turbot) is the source of this 1046-nucleotide messenger RNA. It is a transcript of the gene birc5b, whose product is annotated as baculoviral IAP repeat containing 5b. The transcript has 4 exons. Bases 91 to 531 code for a protein of 146 amino acids. The record is from RefSeq and is a predicted model, not a curated record. Lineage: Eukaryota; Metazoa; Chordata; Actinopteri; Pleuronectiformes; Scophthalmidae.